This is a messenger RNA of Sordaria macrospora k-hell, 1437 nucleotides long. RefSeq lists its product as uncharacterized. The record is from RefSeq and is a predicted model, not a curated record. Gene Ontology annotation, cellular component: mitochondrion; cytoplasm; peroxisome. Gene Ontology annotation, molecular function: heme binding; catalase activity. Lineage: Eukaryota; Fungi; Ascomycota; Sordariomycetes; Sordariales; Sordariaceae. Gene Ontology annotation, biological process: hydrogen peroxide catabolic process; response to hydrogen peroxide.
AUGUCUUCACUCUACGCAUUACAAAACGACGCACCAGUUUACACACUCGCCGAGGGAUGCCCCGUCCAGGACCCUUCGGCUGCCACUGUCCUCAGAGGUUCCAAGCCUCGCGGAAGAGCCCCCUCUCUACUCGAAGACACCCGGUUGAUCGAAACCCUCGCACACUUCCCCCGAGAACGCAUCCCGGAACGUGUCGUCCACGCCAAGGCAGCCGGUGCUUGGGGAGAGUUUGAGUGCACCGAAGAUGUCUCCGACUUUACGUCCGUCAACUUCCUCAACAAGAAGGGCUCUUCGGAUACGGUUCGCGAUAUCCGCGGUUUCGCCCUCAAGUUCUUCACCGAGGAGGGCAACUGGGAUUUUGUCGGCAAUGACCUGCCCGUCUUCUUCAUCCGCGACCCCGUCAAGUUCCCCAGUCUCAACCGAUCCCACAAGCGUCAUCCCCAGACCAACGUGCCCGACUCGACCAUGUUCUGGGAUUUCCACAACAACAACCAAGAAGGUGUUCACUGCUUGAUGCAGCUCUUUGGCGGCCACGGCAUUCCCGUCUCUCUCCGCAACGUCAACGGCUUUGGCAACCACACCUACAAGUUCGGCAAGUCUGAGGACGGCACCUUCAAGUACGUCAAGAUUCACUUUAAGCCCCAAGACGGCAUUAAGAAUCUCGAGUCCGACGAAGCCCUCCGCCUGGCCGGCGAAGAACCUGAUUACCACAUCAAGGACAUGUACAACACCAUCGAGCUUGGCGACUACCCUGUCUGGACCAUGUACUUCCAGGUCAUGGAUCCCAAGGAUGCCGAAACCUACCGGUACAACAUCUUUGACAUCACGCAGACUUGGCCGCAGCGGGAUUACCCUCUCCGACCCAUCGGCAAACUCACGCUUAACAAGAACCCGGAGAACCACUUCCAGGAUGUCGAGCAAGCUGCCUUUUCCCCUUCCACUAUGGUUCCUGGCAUUGGCCCUAGCGCAGACCCCAUGCUCCAGGCUAGAAUGUUCUCCUACCCCGAUGCCGCCCACUACCGUGUCGGUCCCAACUAUCAGCAACUCCCCUGCAACCGCGCCUUGCACGUGUACUCCCCGUACCAGCGUGACGGACCCAUGCGGGUAGACGGUAACUACGGCGGCGACCCGGAUUACGUUUGGUCCUCCUUCCGCUCCAUGCGCCUUGGCCCCAUGCGCCUUGGCCCUCCUGAUGUCGCUCACGACGAAUGGGCCGAGCUGUGGAAGAUCUUCAAGGAGACCGGGGAGGACAAGCGGUUUGCCAAAAACGUGGCGGCGCAUGUGGGUAAGGCAUUGCCCGAGGUGCAGAAGAAAACCGUCGAGAUGUUCAGCAGGGUUGAUAAGGAGGUGGGAGAGGCUAUCCAAAGGGAAUUGGAUGAGCUUGAGAAGCAGGGAGGUGCUGGUAUUGAGCAUGACAAGGCGCCAGUGACGGGGUAG